Molecule: messenger RNA, 891 nt
Organism: Heterostelium album PN500
Lineage: Eukaryota; Evosea; Eumycetozoa; Acytosteliales; Acytosteliaceae
Product: putative protein serine/threonine kinase
Exons: 3
Coding region: 1-891 (296 amino acids)
Biological process (GO): protein phosphorylation
Molecular function (GO): ATP binding; protein serine/threonine kinase activity
Source: RefSeq, a predicted model, not a curated record
AUGUGUGGCUCGCCAGAGUACAUGGCACCGGAGACCAUCUCUGGAACUGGCUACGGUAAGUCCGUUGAUUGGUGGGCACUAGGUACUUUAUUCUAUGAAAUGGUUAUUGGAUUGCCACCAUUUUAUUCUGAGGAUCCACAUGAAAUGACAAAACUUAUACUUUCAGCACCCUUGAAAUUCCCACCUGGAAUAUCAAAGAAUGCAACCAGUUUGAUUUCGAUGUUGUUGAAUCGUGAUCCAUCUAGGAGAUUGGGUUCCGGUGAAUCCGACGUUGAGGAAAUCAAAUCACAUCCAUUCUUUAGAUCUAUCAACUGGACAAAAGUAUUAAACAAAGAGAUAGAUCCUCCAUUUAAACCACAUCUUAAUGGACCACUGGAUCUAUCUUAUUUCGAUCCACUUUGUACAAUUCAUUCAUUACCAAUCAAUCCAAAUAGCUAUAAUAACAAUCUGUCAGAGACUGACCAGAUGGCGUUCCAAGGUUUCUCUUAUUCCGCUCCAGAGUUUUUCAAUUUGACAUCGUCCAUAAGUGGAGGUGGUAAUAAUAGUGGUGUGGUUGGUGCAACACCAAACAGUGCAGUUUCAUCACCUAGUUUAAUGCGAUCCAAUCAGAAUACACCACCAAAUGUACUGCGAUCGAAUAAUAACUCACCUAUGACCAUUGUACAAUCAACACCACCAAUCUAUAGUUUUACAUCGAUAUCACAACAACAUCAUCAACAACAACAACAACAAUUUAACAACAGUCCAUCAUCGGCUCAAAGCACACCUUCUUCUCCACCACCACCGAAUCCAACUAUAAAACAAAACGGUAGUUGGGUACAACCUCAGUAUCCACAUCUUCACCAGCCACCUCCCACUGAAGCCACUCUUUACCAAACUCCAAGAACGUAG